GUAGACAGCUGAGCGGAGCCAGCCAGAGCCAGGCAGUCAGUCACACACACACAGUGUAGUGCGGGAGCUGGUGGGAGGCGGUGGUGGGCUCGAAUCGUGCGUUUGAAAGCUAGUAGGCGCCCCGUCCUCUCAUAACUGUCUGCCUUUCGCUCUCUGUUUUCUUAUAUUUCUUGAUAUAUUAAGUGUGUAAGCUUUGUGCUAAAGUGUGUAUCAACUAACUGUGUGUGCUCAAGUUAUUUAUAGAACUUUAGUUAUAAAUACGUGUAUCUAGAAUCCGUCUAAAAGUACAUACAAAUAUAUUUAUAAAUAUUUAAGCUAACACAAGUUCCAUGGAUAAUCUGCUGUGAUCUUCAUAUAUUUUGUGGUGAAACAUUGCCUUCGUCGCUUUCUGGAUUAUCUCCUUGCACUGAAGAUAAGUGGCAUCGACAUCGUGGAUAUAUUGUACCCCUCGACUGUUUUAGGCUAUUAGGCUAAGUCCGAAGAGUGCCUUAUCUUUAGACAGAUAUAAUAUUGCUUAUUUAUUAAAUUAUAAAAACGUCGAUUGUGAUAACGUUGCAAACAAACCUGUGAUACGUGUUGCGAAACAACAGAAAAGGACUUGUCCACAUUGCCUUCCUAUAGUGGAUUACGUAUUGAAGCUUCAUUGGGUGAUCUUUCCAUUGGUAGAUAGAUAUCUGGACUAAGCAAGAGAUCUGAAAUCCCCUUGCUGUGUCAUCGGAAAACCUAAAGUGUGUUAUAUGGUUUACGAGGAGUGUAGUGUUGGUGAGGUAGAGAGGAGGGUGUACCCGGAUCUCCUUUGCAGAGGAAGGGGAGGGAGUGGAGUAUGGUGGGGAGUUGGAAGGACUAGCAGCGCUGUCGCAACACCACCACCAUCACCACCAUUACCUCCACCAUCACCAUCAUGUCCCAUCAACACCUUCGUUUCGUUUGCUCCUCACUUGCCCAGUCUUCCACUUAAUAAAAUGACGAUUGUAUCACAGCAGCCCCCAGAUGUGGUGUGCGUGGCGGUGGGUGAGCGCGGGGUAGUGGGCAGUGGGUGCCUUCUGAGCGCUAUGUCAGGGGUGGAGGCGCCACCAGAGGCCGCCCCAUCACCGCCGCCCUCGUCACCACACCCCGCUCACCACACCGCCCACGACGAUGACCUUCCUGUCACUACUACCACAGCUACCAGCAACACCGCCGUCGUCUCCAGCAGCGAGUCGUUGGCGCAAGGGCUUGUGCGCUCGCGAAGGAAACUCGAGAAUGAAGACAGCUCGUAUGACAGUGACUUCGAGCCCUGCGAGUGGACGCCGGCGUCCCCGAGACCCGAAGAUGAUCAGCACGAUGACGUGUGUCGUACAGUGUCCGACACCCUGGGUGCUGAGUUCGCAGAAUAUGUCACCAUCAAGCAUGGCAACCCCGCCACCACAUCAUCAGUCAUCACCAGGACAGAUACGGCUCCAUCUUCAACGUCCUCCUCCUCAUCACACACUACUCAUCUCAUCACAUCUUCAAGCAGCAGUAGUAACGUGGCCGUUGCCACGGCCGCCGUCAUCACCACCACUAGUUCAGUCGACGCCAGAAUCCCCUCAACAACUAUUGCCGCCCCCCUCACCACUUCCGUCAACAUCGCAACGCCAACUGUCCUCACCACAACCACUGUCGCCACAGUUUCCACAACUCAAGUCAGCUCGAGUACGAGCAGCAAAGAAGCUGCCCAAGGGAGUCCCGAUGCCCGGGCCACAUCCCCGGCGGUGAGGUUACCUUCGUCGUCACCACCUCCGACGUCGUCGUCGUCGUCCUCUGUUGGACCUCCGUCUGUAUCUGUAACCCCACCCGCCCCUGUAGUUGCAACCAUGCCUCCUGCCGUUACCAUAAUCCAGACCCCUACUGCCGCGUCAGUGCCCUGCAGCAGUAGUGCGAGUUCGUGUAGUAGUAGUAGUUGUAGCAGUAGUCAAACUCCAGCAGUCACGAUCACGAGUGAUUCCGCUUCUUCACCCACAUCAUCGUCAUCUUCAUCAACCUUAGCUUUGUCAUCGUCAGAAGUGUCCUCGGGAGUUUCUUGGGUCAUCCAUCACUCAGGGUACGCGUCCCAAGUUGAAUUCGGUGUGAAGCUAGGCUAUUCCGAAGCCCUCGUGCAACAGGCUCUCAUCAAGUUCGGAGGAAUACCCGACAAAGACGAACUGUUGGCGGAACUCAUCAGACUGGGGACGAGCCAAGGGCGGUCGGAAGGAGAUGAUGUCGCUGCUGAUGAUUUAGUCGAUAUUAAGGAAGAUUCUGAACAACAGCAGCAGUCGACGCUCAAACCUAUUAUUAUUGACGGCAGUAAUGUGGCGAUGAGACAUGGGAACAAGACUGUGUUUUCCUGCCGUGGUCUACGGAUCUGUGUAGACUGGUUCAGAGCACGUGGUCACAAUGAGAUAACAGUUUUCGUACCUGCUUGGAGGAAAGAGGCGCCCCGCUGGGACACACCUAUUACAGAUCAAGAAAUUCUUUUAGAUCUGGAACAGGAGAAUGUCCUAGUAUUUACUCCCUCCAGAGUAUGUGGUGGAAAACGUAUAGUGUCUUACGAUGAUCGCUAUAUUUUGAAUGAGGCUGUAGAAACUGGUGGUGUAGUUGUAAGUAAUGAUAAUUAUAGAGACCUAGCAGCUGAAUCCCCAGCUUUUCGGAAGGUCGUAGAAGAAAGCUUACUCAUGUAUUCAUGGGUUAACGGACGAUUUGUGCCUCCUGAUGAUCCUCUAGGCCGAAAUGGACCAAUUUUGGAUGCAUUUCUUCGGAAAACGCCCAAAGAUCGCCAAGCUCCAUGUCCAUACGGGCGUAAGUGUACCUAUGGCAACAAAUGUAAAUAUAUGCAUCCUGAACGUGGAACAGCGCCAUUGAAAUCUGUUACUGAAAGAUUACAAGAGCAGGCACAGAGACAUUAUCAGAAAAAGGCCAACAGUAGAGAUUCCUCACCUGGAGAUGGACUACGUUUGAAAAGCUUGUCUUUGCCUGUUGGUGUAGCAGAUAGCGAUGUUGCAAAAAAGCCUUUGCAGCGAACACAGUCAAAUGUUCCUUCAGUCUCACUCACUUUACCAUCAGCUCUUACGCAAGAAACUCCCACACAUGAUAUGGGUCCUAAUACCACAACAUCCUCAGCGUCUCAUACUCGUCAUCUCAUGGCUCCACAGAUGGAAUCCCAUCCUCUUGAUCCUCUUCAUAGUUCAACGAUGUUCAAGAGUGAAUCAUCUUUAUAUCACCUGUAUCCUUCACAAGGUCAUCAGGCCAGUUAUGGUUCCUCAACUUGGGGUUGGGAUGGCCAGAAUACCAUACCCAAUCCUCAAGCAGGUCCAUCCCACAGUCAACCUCAAAGUUAUGGCGCCCAUAUGCCUCUCACAAAGAACUUGUCUGAUCCUGACUCCAUUUCAAGUGAUAAUCCACACAAAAAGUUACAGCGUCAGCUGACAUUAAAUCCAACAUAUGAUUCUCGUCUUUAUAAAAUUGUUGGGUUUAAAGAACCUGCUCCCGAACUGUUUCCCUUAGCACAGCAGCAACAGCAACAAGCUGUUGGACAGGUAUCUCCAAGUAGGUCAGUGAAACGUGAUAGUGAAAACCUUAUGUACCCUCAAGUGACAGGUCGUGUGUCCCCCGGGUAUUCAUCGCAGUUUGGAAGCAGAGAGCAGCUAGCAACAGGAGGACUUCAUCCACCUCUAACAAGACAUUCUUCUUCUCAAGAAAGUGCAAAACAUAUGACAUCUUUACCGGGGCAUCUCUAUCCACCUUACUCACAUCCACAUGUAACCAGAUUUGCAUCAGCUCCUGAUCCAAUAUGGGGAGGACACCAGCAGCAGCCAACCACAGGACCUCCACCCAUAGCUCGAUUGAGUUCAACAUCGGAUACAAGACUCAAUCUUUAUGGUUGUGGCACAGAUGCUCCAUUUAUUUCUGAGAGUUAUGAUGAACAACUAGCGAGAUUGCCUCCUUUUCAUUCUGCCCCUACACACAGUCCUGUACCAGCUGCUCCAUCACCAGGUCCUAUUGGAUCUCGACCAAUGUCUCCUCAGCAAGGUCCUGUACAUCUACCUGCUGGUGUAUCAUCGCGACCACUUAAACCUUCACAGCAGCAUCUGCCGUCUCAGCAGACACCAGGUUUCUCUAAUCCUAUUACUGGUGCUGCUAGCCAUGAAGAUGCGCGUUUACGUGUUUACUACCAUUUGUCAAAUCUUUUCCCCGAAGCACAAGUACGAGCUGCGCUGGCUAUGUAUCCUGAAGAGACUGAUCCUUAUAAAAUAUGCACAUCAAUAUUCUCUAUUAACCCUGGUCCUGUUGGGUCUCGUCCAAUGUCACCCCAGCAACCUGCACAGUCUACUGUUAGUCAUCAGGCUCAAAAUAUUCCAGUACGUGGUUCCUCCCCCCUCACUGCUGGUUUUUCAAGUCCUCUUUCAAUGCCUGCAUCUUCACACGAGGAUGCACGAUUACGUGCGUUCUAUCACCUGUCACAGCUUUUUCCUGAAGCGCAAGUGCGUGCUGUAUUAGCCAGAUUUCCAGAUGAAACAGAUGCACAGACUUUGUGUGCCACUUUGAUAGGGCUUAGUGGCAAUCAGUCCUGAAAGUUUGCACAAACAAAUAAUCAGAAAAUCGAAGACAUCAUAGAGGCCCACUGUUGCAACAUAUCAGGACAUAUAGUGUAACCUGAAAUUUUUAUAUACAAAAAAAUUAUAAAAAAAAAAAAAGUUUUGCUUAUGCAAUGUUAGUCUUACUACUUGUAAUCCCCUUGACUAAAAAUGUGGAAAAGGCAGAGUUUUGGGUAUGGGAUUUGUGUAUGCAUAAAUUUUCAUUCCAGGAUGAUAAGUUUAUUUAUGGUAGAUUUUAAAUAAAAUGUGUUAGUUUGUUGUACUUAGAAUGCGAAGUACUAUUACUGAGUGAGGCUUAUAGUAUUUGUACAUAUCCAGGAAAAUACUGUAAGAAAAUUACAAGUCAUGAGCUCUGUUGCAAUACGAAAAAUAAAUUCAAGCUUUAUUUACUGUGCAGUACAUGUAUUUGGAGAAGACUAACACAGUGAAGAGCAAAAAAUGAAAAAAAGGACCAUCAGCAUUGGCAAAUCAAAGCCUUGGCAAUUUUUUUUUUCCAGAGAAAAGUACACAUGUGUAUCAUGCCUGCAGAUAUGAUUAUCACUUAAUUUGCUACUGUAGUAGUUUAUAUUUUAUUUUGGGUACUAGCACUGCUACAGUUGCUACACACUUAAUUCAGGAUGACUAGCUUCGGUUAUGGUUCUUCUGUUCUUUUAAGUGUAUUAUGAAUGUCAUUGUCUCCAGGACAUAGAGAGAUAGAUCUUGGAAUGCAAAGGUUUACUAUGAUCUAUAUUUAAUAUGAAAUACGUGUAUUUAGAGCUGUUGUUGUGUAUUCAAGGAUGAGAAUGCAAGUAGAUUCCUUAGCCCAAGUUGGUGUGUGCCAUAAGCUGUCAUGGCUUCCAGUAUACCCAGCACAAUUGUGAGUUGGAAAUGAUUUGCUGGUGCUAUGCUGGUUUGGAUUGCGAGGCUUGUACCACUAGUUACAUGAAACGAUUUGCUCAGCAUCUAGAUACUGCUAGUAUUCUUAAAGAAUUGUCAGGGAAUCAUAAGAUAUGGAAAAGGCAUGAUACUGUAAGAAGCUGGAAAGAUGAACCAUGAGAAUAGCUUUGUACUUAGUGUUGACAGUGUUGAUGUUUUGGUAAGCUGCAAGACUUAGUCAUUGAGAGUAACUAAUAGGAUGAGUGAGUUGGCACAAACCUAUCAGGUGGAACAGAUUAUUUUUUUUAUUCAGAUACGAUGUUACUAUUAUUGCAAACUGUAAUACAAAGGGUUUUGUUUUCGCUACCCUUUUCUCUCCUCUGAUGCAGCAUGUGUGCGUGUGUGUUUGUGGAAGCCACAGGAAAGUGUGACAACUGAGUGAGGUUUUGGUUCUGAGGUCAAUUCACCACCUCAAGUUCAUUGUUUUUGGGAGCAUCUGUUAAUUAUCAGUUCUUCUUAAAAUGAAUUUUUGAUGAGGCUGGUAUAAAUGCAGACCUUUCAGUGUCACACUUUUAAAGAUGGCUGGAGUGAAGCGUGACAUUACAAUACUAUGUAUUGUGGGCUGUAAUGGGUGUGUACCCAACCAUGUGUUGCUAUAUCCAGUGCCCUCUCUUGUUACUUUGUUGAUCGUGAAGCCACUGUCAAAAUGCUACUUCAGCAUUCAUUCUUCCAGUUGUGUGAGUGUGCCAGUAAAUUGUGGGGUAUGCAUUCCUGUACAAGUGGCUUCUGUUCAACUCAGUGCUGAAUUUGUGACAAGAGGCAUGCAGUGGAUAUAGCCAAUCCGCUUACUAGCGGCAACUAUGUAGCUCAUAUUGAUCUUCAGGGCCAUAUGUACCUCUGUAAAUGCUUUUCAUUUAUGUUGAAAAGCUAAAUUAGUAGAGAAUUUUUUCCCAUUUUGGUUUGAAUACACUAAUUUGCAGUAGUGUGACAAGGUACAUCACUGGUAUAUGAUUAUGUAUUAUUAGUUAUGCUUUUUUAUAAAAAGUUGUGGAAAUAUUGUAUAAAUCAUUUAUUACUGAAUUUAAGGUUUGAUUCAAGUUAUACAUAAUAAUUCUAAAACAUCCCAUUUUGUAAAUCAUGAGGUGGCCCUUCUUGGCUUUCUACACUUAUCUUCCUACACUCUAUGAAUAAAAAGAAUUGAAAA
This is a messenger RNA of Macrobrachium nipponense, 6651 nucleotides long. Its product is annotated as probable ribonuclease ZC3H12B. The record is from RefSeq and is a predicted model, not a curated record. Lineage: Eukaryota; Metazoa; Arthropoda; Malacostraca; Decapoda; Palaemonidae. The coding region runs from base 738 to 4568 and encodes 1276 amino acids. The transcript has 4 exons. Gene Ontology annotation, cellular component: nucleus; cytoplasmic ribonucleoprotein granule. Gene Ontology annotation, molecular function: metal ion binding; RNA endonuclease activity; mRNA binding.